AUGCUGGAGACUGAGACAAGGGAAAAACAUAUUUUUUGUUUGAUUAAAAGUGGAAAUGAAUUUGAUUCAACUCUCUCUCUCCCUACAGCACUGUACUCUCUCCUCCUGUUCUGUGUCUUCCUGUGGAUCCCCUUUGUCUACUUCUAUUAUGAGGAGAAGGAUGAUGACAACAUCAACAAGUGUUCACAAGUGAAAAAUGCUCUGAAAUACACAAUUGGAUUCAUCAUCGUCUGUGCAGCACUGCUAUUAAUUGGGGCCUUUACAUUUGAAGCCCCACCUAAUCAGAAUGGUACCCAGUGGGAAAAGAUGCAGUAUCUGUUUGAGGAGCUGGGGAACAACCAUGGUGUACCAGCCCUGUCUUUCUCCAUCAGCUCCUUGACCUUGAUUGGCAUGUUGGCAGUGAUCACUUACACGGCGUAUGGUAUGUCAGUGCUGCCGUUGAACCUGAUCAAAGGGACACACAGUGUGCUGUACGAGCGUCUGGAGAACACUGAAGAUAUUGAAGAGGUUGAACACCAGAUGGAAAAGAUCAAAGCCAAGUGUGAGGACGGGCGUCCUCUGUCACUGUUUAACCUCCAGGAGUUUGAGGACAAGCUACAGGUGCUCCAGAGGAGGGGCAGGCACCUGGAGAUAGCAGAGAGUCACUGCUGCACCAAGGUUGGGUCUGCCCUCAGACCACUCAAGAUUCUGCUGGGAAUUUUCUUCAUCCUGUUCGCUCUGCUGUUUGUUGUGGCUCUGUUCAUUUCAAAUUUGGACAAAGCUCUUCACUCUGCUGGCAUCAGUUCUGGCUUCAUGGUGUUUGGCACCAACCUGACCAACCCUCUGAAUGAACUCCUGCUGAUUCUACAGCCUGUGUUCCCGUUGGAUUAUGUCCUGAUCACUGUCAUCACCAUGUACUUUGUGUUCACCUCCAUGGCCGGCAUCAGGAACUUGGGCAUCUGGUUCUUCUGGAUACGACUGUACAAGAUCAGACCCAAGAGAACCCGUCCCCAGGCCCUCCUCUUCCUCUGCAUGAUUCUACUGCUGAUUGUCCUUCACACCAGCUUCAUGAUCUACAGCCUGGCCCCGCAGUACGUCAUGUACGGGAGCCAGAACUAUCUGCUGCAGAGCCCGAUGCCACCAGGGAAUAAUACCACUUGGACUACCAAGACCUGCGAUGCCGAUGCACCUCAAGGUAAGACUGCCAGCUACACACACACACACGAGGACUAUCUCUCGCAGUACAGCGAGAUGCUCUAUUCUUUCCAUACGUAGAGACCUACCAGUCCAUCAGAGGAAAGAAGACUCGGGAUAAAGAAGGAAGCGUGUAAUAUAUAUAAUGAACACAUUAGAAUAUAUGAUCAAUGUUUAAUAUCUCACAAAAGGUGUACAUCCCAAAUGGCACCCUAUUCCCUAUUUAGUGCACUACUUUCUACCAUGGGCCUUGGUCAAAAGUAUUGCACUAAAUAAGGACUAAGAGAUGGUGGUGUAGAGGCGAGUUAUCCUCAUGUCCAACAGUGGUGCACAAGACCUUCUUUGGUAUCAUUCAUUAUUCAACCAGGAUGAAUUAAUGUCAAGUACAAGCAUUUACUGAUGGAUUACAUGGCCUCCUAGCCUCCUCAACAGUUACUACGGUGAAGUCAGCCAUGCAGACACAAACGGGAAUAUGCAUCAUUCCUAUUCCAGCGAGCUGGAUCACAUGCAUUUAUUCAUCCUGCCUAAUGCUCGAGGCAGAGCGGGCCUGUCUUAGAUAGUGUAUGUUUCCCAAAUGGCACCCUAUUCCUUAUGAAGUGCACUACAUUAGACAGAGAGCCUUAUCAAAAGUAGUGCACUAUAUAGGGCAGGGGUAUUCAACUC
Messenger RNA from Oncorhynchus gorbuscha (pink salmon), 1836 nucleotides. RefSeq names its product lysosomal cobalamin transport escort protein LMBD1-like. The record is from RefSeq and is a predicted model, not a curated record. Bases 1 to 1254 code for a protein of 417 amino acids. Gene Ontology annotation, biological process: protein localization to vacuole. The transcript has 14 exons. Gene Ontology annotation, cellular component: vacuolar membrane. NCBI's taxonomy places the organism in Eukaryota, Metazoa, Chordata, Actinopteri, Salmoniformes, Salmonidae.